Molecule: messenger RNA, 2205 nt
Organism: Cotesia glomerata
Lineage: Eukaryota; Metazoa; Arthropoda; Insecta; Hymenoptera; Braconidae
Exons: 2
Coding region: 1-2205 (734 amino acids)
Molecular function (GO): nucleic acid binding; RNA-DNA hybrid ribonuclease activity
Source: RefSeq, a predicted model, not a curated record
AUGGAUCACCUCAACAAAAUCCAUUCGGACAUUAGCAGCGCACUUUCAAAAAACCUACAAGCAAUAGUAGUCUCCCUUGAUAUCGAAAAGGCCUAUGACAUGGCUUGGGUAUACCGAGUCAUCGAAAUAUUAACAGAAUUGGGGCUCAACGGUCACAUAAUCCACUUUUUAAAAAAUUUUCUAACAAACAGAAAAAUCCAUGUACGAAUAGGAUCAACACUAUCACACCCACUGGAACUAAAAAAUGGGUUUCCACAAGGAUCAGUGCUAAGUACUACCCUCUUCCUGAUAGCAAUAAAUCCCCUAAUUUCACUAAUGCCGAAACCCAUCAAAACAAGGGCAUUCGCUGAUGACAUCUCCCUCAUAUGUACAGGCAAAAUCAAUACAAUCACCGAUAUUCUCCAAGAUGGGCUCAAUAAGUUAACUGAAUGCUGUAAACUAACAGGCUUCAAAUUUUCCUCCACCAAGUCGGAAUAUAUGGUAUUCUCGAGACUAAAACAAAAUCCAGAAACAAAUCUGUCGCUUGGAGAGAUUGAACUCCAAAAAACAACUAGACUGAAACUACUAGGAAUAACAUUUGACCCCAAACUUACAUGGAAACCACACGUACAAAAUUUGCAUGCCCAAUGUAAAAAACGGUUAAAUAUUUUAAAAGCCCUCGCAGCCAAUAAUCGGGGAGCCAGCAAAGAAAUACUAACCACUACAUACAAAGCAGUAAUCCGAUCUAAGAUGGACUAUGGAGCAACUAUAUACGGAUCAGCAGCAAAAAGCACGCUCAAACCACUAGACUCCAUCCAAACUACGGCCUUAAGAGUAACAAUUGGUGCAUUUCGCACUAGCCCAAGACUGAGUAUCCUUGCUGAAAGCGGUGAGCUACCACUACUUCUAAGAAGAACCACCCAAAUACUAAAAUACAUAGCCAACAGCCCAUGUUACAACAAAAACAACCCCUUCCACAACAACACGCCAUCUCCAAUACAGCCAGAAAACAACAAAUCUAAGAAGAAUUACCUACCCAUAAAUGACAGACUCAACAUCCUCAGCGAUCCAAUGUUCAUCAAAGUACCAGUCCACAAGCGCUCAAUACACCCGAUCCCACCAUGGGAGCUGACCGAACCACAAAUCGACCUUCAUGUGUACGACAACUCAUUCGGCAAAGAGCAUUCAAGCGAACAAUUAUACAAAGACCUUACGUAUGAGAUGUACAGUAAAUAUAAUGACUACAUUAAAGUAUUCACUGACGGAUCAGUCAAAGGCGGAAAAAAAGGUUGUGCGAUCAUUCUCAAUGAUGACACAUACAUGUACCAACUACCAGAGUUCACCACCAUAUUCUCAUGCGAGGUAAUAGCAAUUGACAAGGCAAUCGAUAUUAUAACGCAGGAAAAUAUACAUAGAGCCAUAAUCCUAACUGACUCCAAAUCAGCACUAGAAGCCAUAGCCAACACCACCAGCAAAGACCCCAGAGUCAAAAUUAUUCAAAGCAAACUCCAUCAAAACAACAUAAACAGGUUCCAUACAGUGCUAGCAUGGGUACCUUCACACCAAGGACUGCAAGGUAACGAAGAAGCAGACCAAGCAGCAAAAACAGCACUAACAGAAGGUAUUAAAGUAACAGACAUAGCAGCUACACCUGAUGAAUUUAAAAAUCUGGUAAACACAUAUAUUUGGGCACAAUGGAACGGCAUAUGGAUGAACACAAAAUCAUUAUUACACCAAAUAAGACAAAAUGUAUGGGAACCAUCCCCAACAUCAAACAACCGAAGAACACAAUACAUCCGUUUAGAAACCGGAGACAUGCUGAUUACGCUCUCAAAGAAGAGUAUUGACAAAGGGCAAGCCUUGCGAAAGGCCAUCACGGGUAUUCUUCAAAAAGAGGCCGAAGUAAUGUGCAAAAGACCGCAGGAGACCAUCGAGAUCCGAGACAUUGAUGAUGACACGACGAAGGAGGACAUUCAGAAUGCGUUGAAAACGGAAAUCGGAGAAACUUGCGAAAUACCACUAAAGGCUAUCAAGAUCCGUAAGGCCUACAGAGGUACGCAAACGGCUACAGUGACACUACCAGCAGCUUCAGCACAACAACUACCGGAAGAAAACGGCAAAAUAAGGAUUGGCUGGGUCAACUGUCAAAUAAGAGCAACAAAGAGACCGAUACAUUGCUUCAAAUGCUGGCACUUUGGAUCACAGUGCAAAAGUGAAAUCGACUGA